Molecule: messenger RNA, 2139 nt
Organism: Cladocopium goreaui
Lineage: Eukaryota; Dinophyceae; Suessiales; Symbiodiniaceae
Source: the annotation of a GenBank genome assembly
GUCUGGCAGGAGGGUCCCUUCAGCGGUGCCCUGUGCUUCGCCCGCGCCAAUGAAGUGCUGUUGUCGGUGAGCAACAAGGUCCGAGUGAUCGACGUCACGAGCCACAAGCACUUGAUCAGCCUGCUAGGGCACAAGGCGGAUGUGUCGUUCGCAGCCGCGAAUGAACAGAAUGCCCUUACCUUCAGCAGCGAUCGACUGAUGCUCUGGCAAAUCUCCGACUGGUCCCUGCUGCGGCAGAUCGAGAGCGGCCCAGAGGCGCAGCUCAUCGCAGCAGCCUUGGCGACGUCGCAGGUGGGCGCCCUCUACCGCGGUCACGCUGGACCUCAGCGUGGACGCCUCAGCUGGUCCCUGUGGUGCGGCUCCUCGCCGCUGGCGGAGGGGGUGGUGCCCAGGUUGGAUGGCGUUGCGGUCAUGUGCUUGUCGCAGUUGGCCAUCGGCGAUGGCUUCGUGGGCAUGGUGGCGAAGAAAAAGAAGUCGAAGACUCACGAAGUGCUCGUUUGGAAGGUCCCCAGCAUCCCCUACGGCGCCAGCGACGCGUUGACGGUGCCCUGGCGGCUUCAGAUGCCGCGGCUGCAGCAGAUCUUGGCGGCGCGGCGGCAGCUGCUGCUGGCGACGCGGGAGGAGGUGCUGCUCCUGGAGGUGCCCAGUGGCCAGCUGCGACAUGUCCCCUGGCCAGGCUUAUCUACGCUGGAUGUGGCUGUCUCUGGAGUGGCUGUGGGCUUAGCAGGGACUGCGAUGACUUUUUCGGUGAAACAGCUGCAGCCACGCAAGUCCUCCAGAUCCCACAGUCGUCGCAGCGGGCAAGGGCCGAAGCAGCCCUUGCGGACCUUGCCUCGCUCGAAGUCUGCAGAGGCCGUCCCCCCCACGGAGCCCGCGUCGUUCCCCGCGUCGUCUGCGGCGCUUGCCGAGUUCCUCCGGCGCUUCGGUGGCUUCGGCCGCGGGCAGCGGCCACGCUGCUGGCAGCAGCUGCUGGGGCUGCCCGGGAAUCGGACGGCCGGCAGCGAUGGAGCGGCCUGGCGGAUGGGGCGAUUUCUAACAGAUGUGAGUCCAACUGGCAAAGACAGGCUGGACAACCAGGAACUACCCGCAGAGAGGCUACGUCCGCGAGAACGACUGGCGCAGAGACUCAUCAGCUGGCGACCGGACUUGGAGAAGGAGGCAGGUCUCGAAGCUGUGAGCCAACUGGCCAGUGGCGUCUUCGAAGACCACGAGGUCUUGGGCUUUGAAUUGGGAGCCAAGCUGUGGAGCAACUGGUUGCAGCCACUGGCCAGGGCAGCGACGCGUCGAAGAAAGCUGCUGAGUUGGGCGGAGCAACAGCUUCGGCAGAGGGAUUUGGAACUCAGCAUCUACCUCGAAGUUGUCGUCAAGCACCAAACACCGGCAGACGGUGCCACGCUGGGCAGCCGCAUUUUGUGGCCCAUGCUGCGGUCUUUCUUGCUGCGCUGCUUGCCGCGCUCGGUGUGCAUGGUGCUUUGGGAUCAUUUGAUUCUCAGUUGGCGCGAGCCCUGGCACCUGCUGCUGGCCGCCUUAAGCAUUUUGCGCUGCAAGCGCCAGCUGCUGCUCCAUCUAUCGCCGUCGCAGAGCGGCGACAAGGCAGUGAAACUCAUCAUGAGCGCCACCGAAACGGACCCAGCUGAGCUGCUCAAGAAUUUCCACGCCCUGAGAAACGACAUCCGCGAUCUUCGCGACACCCGCGAGGUGAAAGAGCUCUGGAACCAGGACGUUGAGGACUUGGAGGUGGCUGAAAGCGAGGUCAUAGAACAGGAGUGCGUCCUUGAAGGCAAGGAGAAGGAGACGCAAACCGAGGAAAUGUGCCUCGAGGCUGAGGACUUCGCGCGCCUCUUCUCCGACCUCAGUGUGCCGCCGCAACAUGCGCCGGCGAUGCGGCAGGACGCCGCGGCGGAGACGCUGGAGGCGGAUCUCGUUACGGAAGCAGAGAAGAACGAAUUCUUGAGAUUUCGCGCUGCUAUACACGCUUCAGGUGAUGCCUCUGACCAGAGCACGGUACUCCCCAGUGCUGGGCCCACGGUGCUGGAGACCGAGAUUAAGGCCGGCUUGGCGCGGUUGGACACAUCGCUGGAUUCGACCACCAUGGACUUCCCAGACUUCUCAGACAGUGGCAUGGAGGUUUGUACAUAG